This is a messenger RNA of Rhinopithecus roxellana (golden snub-nosed monkey), 555 nucleotides long. RefSeq names its product small integral membrane protein 21 (gene SMIM21). NCBI's taxonomy places the organism in Eukaryota, Metazoa, Chordata, Mammalia, Primates, Cercopithecidae. The record is from RefSeq and is a predicted model, not a curated record.
AUGUGUAAGAAGACACAGAAUGCAUAUUCACUGUGUGAGUACCUUUUAUCUUGUGGCAUCAAUGAUCCAGGGCCAGAGGAGCAUCCAGAAAAGGACAGCAGAGCCUCAGGUGCUCACCAGUGUCAAGGAAGGUAUGCGAAUAGCUUUGAUGCAAACUGUUCAUCUUCAUUACUGGCACCUUUUGUGUCAACUACUAGAGAGUUGCCGUCAUCAAGGAGCCCUCUCACUGGUCACUGCUGCGGCCCCUACGUGGACCAGCGUGUGUCCACAGCUCCUCCCUGAUUCCCCAUAGCACAACUGGGAACAUUUAAACAAAACUCUGCAGGAAAGGGAGGGAUACUCAAGGGGAAUUUGCUGCAGAAGGAAGCACCUACCACCUCUGAAAAUGAACAUCAUAUUCAUUUGUUCACAUUGCUGGUUCUCUUCCAUGUGACAGUGUUGCUGAGGAAUCAUAGCAGGAUACAAGGGGUUUCUGAAGACUGGAAAAAGGCAAACAGCAUAUUUUGAAACUUUCUCCGUUUGAAGCCAUCCAGGAACACAGCCGAAACACAAUAA